This is a messenger RNA of Babesia ovata, 1704 nucleotides long. Its product is annotated as AAA family protein. Gene Ontology annotation, molecular function: ATP binding; ATP hydrolysis activity; zinc ion binding. NCBI's taxonomy places the organism in Eukaryota, Apicomplexa, Aconoidasida, Piroplasmida, Babesiidae. Gene Ontology annotation, cellular component: mitochondrion. The transcript is spliced from 5 exons. The coding region runs from base 1 to 1704 and encodes 567 amino acids. Gene Ontology annotation, biological process: mitochondrion organization. The record is from RefSeq and is a predicted model, not a curated record.
AUGUUCGGCUUCGGUUCCCCUCAGGUGCCUUCCAGCGCACUUCCUCCGCUGCCUAAGGAUGACAAGAACAUCACGGGAAAGUUCGAUCCUACGGCCCUCGAGCGCGGCGCUAAGGCGCUUAAGAUGUUGGAUUCGUCUCCAAACGCCAACAAAGCGUUCGAGCUGACCAAGUUGCAGGAGCUGACCCGUCAGCAGGAGAUUCAGAAGGAGAUCCAGCAGAUGCAUCUUCGGCAGACGGAGCUCGGCGCCCAGCGGGCACGUGUUGAAGGCGACGAGAAACGCAAGUUGAUGGCACAGCAACAGGAGCAGGACCGUAUAACGGCCCAGUACAAGGCGAAGCUGGAGGCUGAAGCGUACCAGAAGAAGUUGCAGGAUCAGCGCCGGCAGAAUGAGGAAUGGCUGCAACAGCAGCAUCAGCAGUUUUUACGUCAGGAGGAGGCGCGCAAGAAAACGGAGAUGGAGAUAUUGAACAUGCGUAAGGCCCAGAUCCGUGAGGAGAAGGCUCUGGAGAGGGAGAACAUGAAAGCACGUGUUCAAGAGGAGGGUCGCGUGCGCAUCGAGCAGGAGCGCAAAAAUUUCGACAUCCACGUCAAAAUGAUGAAGGAGCGAGCCGUUGAGGAACGCCAGACCAAGUUGGAAUCGCUAAAUGUGACGUUCUCGUCGCUGGGGUCUGCAUUUUCGUCGCUUCUUGCCGACAAGCAGCGACUAACGGCCGGGGUUACUUCCCUGACUGCUCUAGCAUUGGGGAUAUACGGCGCUAGAGCGGGAACGCGCCUUGCUGGACGCGUAUUGGAACGUCGUUUGGGAAAGCCCCCUCUAGUUCGAGAAACCUCACGCUGGACUUUGAUGGGCGGUAUGCGCAACAUCUUCACCGCUUCGAUGUUCCCACGGAAGCCUCCUGCCAUAAACAACAUUGUUCUUGACAACAAUCUGCAUCAACGCCUCACCUGGACCACCAACUCCCUCGUGAGUGCGAAAAAGAAUGGCGCUCCUUUCCGUAACCUGCUACUCUACGGCCCCCCUGGUACAGGAAAGACGCUUUUCGCAAAGACGGUGGCCAAAAAUAGUGGUCUAGACUUCGCCAUCAUGACAGGCGGCGACGUGGGCCCCCUGCAGGAGGAGGCUGCGAGCGAAAUAAACAAGUUGUUCCAGUGGUCGAAGAAAACCAAGAAGGGUCUGGUUCUCUUCAUCGAUGAGGCGGAUGCGUUUUUGCGCCAGGGGAGGUCCUACGCCACCGGGAUGUCAGAGAACAUGAGGAAUGCGCUCUCUUCCUUCCUAUAUCACACUGGCACUGAGAGCAAGGAGUUUUGCCUGAUUCUCGCUACCAACGAGCGCCAGGUGUUGGACAGAGCGGUGCUGGAUCGCAUGGACGAGCAGUACGAGUUUGGUCUGCCCGGUUUGGAUGAGCGUAAGCGCAUGAUAUCUCUGUUCAUGCAUACGUACGUGUUGUCACCGAAAAGCAGCGGCCAAACGUUCGAAAUCGACCCCAAUAUCAACGACGAGUUCUUUGCGCGCGUGGCUGAGCGGACGGAGGGCUUUUCCGGCCGGCAGCUCUCCAAGAUGUGCAUAAGUCUGCAGAGCGCCGUCUACGGAUCCGGGGCAAAGAAGCUGACCCUGGAACUGGCAGAUACGGUAGUCAAUUGGCACAUCAACGAGUACCGCAAAAGCCAGGAAAGCGUCGAGACGACGAACACGUUAGCUUAA